Messenger RNA from Ectocarpus siliculosus, 760 nucleotides. Lineage: Eukaryota; Phaeophyceae; Ectocarpales; Ectocarpaceae. The record is from the annotation of a GenBank genome assembly.
AUGCUCUCAACGACGAUGGUGAGGGAGACGAAGACCUACAAUGGACACAAGGUCGUCGGCGUAGUACAGCGCUCCACUGCGAAGACGGUACACUUCCUUCGUCAUGCUGAAGGAACGCACAACGAGGCGGCGCUCAAGGAGGGUCGAGCAGCCUUCUCCAAGAUUGAGCACCUCGACGCCAGGCUGACCGAUCUCGGCAAGGAGCAGUGCGCGACUUUGAAGGCGGCGAAUCACGGCAUCGAAAAGGAGGCGGAGCUGGUCGUUGUUUCUCCGCUUACCAGAGCGAUAGAGACCGCCAUGUUGGCCAUAGAUCAGGUAGAGGGAGUGCCAUGGGUGGCGCUGGAGUGCGUGAGGGAGAGAGCUGGGGUGCAACCUUGUGACCGCCGAAGAUGCGUGAGCGAGCUCAAGAUGGAGUACCCGAACAUCUCCUUCGAUGCCAUCACGGACGAUGACGACGCCUACUUCGAUUCCCAGGGUGAUGAGAGAGAGACGUACGACUCGAUGGCCCAUCGUGGGAGAGAGCUCUUCUCCUGGCUGAGGGAUAGGCCUGAGACCAACAUCGUCGUGGUAACCCACAGCGGUUUCCUGUUGAGCCUCUUCAAGAGGGUGAUGUUGUCGCCACCGGACACAGCCAAAGACUUCAAGAAUUGUGAGCUUCGGAGCGUACUACUGGACCUUUGAGAACAACUCGAUCGAUGUCCUCUUGUUAAGCGAUCGAUGUGGUUCGAGAUUUCCUAAGGAGCGGAUCAACGGGGAUGAG